AUGUUUUUGAUUCAUAUUGUGUACUCAGAGGCACAGUUUUCGCACAGAUAUUAUAUUAACUGACAUUCACGAAAUAAUAUGAAAAUACCACCAAAGAAACGGAUGUGUGAAGAUAAAAUAGAAUUCAAAAUAUCAAUCUCAUCACGCUGAUUACUACGAUUGGUAUCGACACCAUCGAUAUUUGGAUCGGUCGUCCACCAACCGCGGUUUGUUUUCAUUAUCCUCCAGACCAUUAAGAGAGGAAAUUAGGCGCUAACUUUAGCGAUUAUAAGAUAGGUUGUUGUAAUUUCUUGCAUUUUCAAAGAUGGCAGCAUGUGGGUCGUGUCAGUGUUUAGUAAGGAAAUCUUAUCUGGUCCCUACUAGAAUAUAGUACAUACUUGGCUUUAUUAUGCAACUUUAAUAGUUGCAAUAAUAGUGUGGAGUUGAAGAUGGAGAAAAGCUGCAGAGUAAAUGGCGCAGAUAUGGCCAAGCAAAUGGGCGGGUGCUUCUCUUGGCCACUGAUUUCAGUCAGAUUUGAAGAAGCGUGAUGAGGGUGGGGGUCUCAUGGAGGGAAGAAGGAUUUAUGAAAUGAUAAACGGCCACGCUUUGUUUGACUGGACUAGCGCGCACUAAGACGAGAAAGCUUUUUCGCGUUUCCUCCACUUGAGUGAUUGUUGAAGCGCUCGAUCGCCACCCGGCGCGCCAUGCUGCUCCACUUAAGCUCCACUGUGACACCCAGUGGAACCUCUCUGUCGAGUUGAAACCCCUGGACAAUAAUAUAGUGGAUACGGUGGAGGAUAAUCAGCCCCCUCCGCCUCUCUGGCUUCCUUUUCCUCUUCUCUGACCGUGUGUGUACCCGUCUUGCGUCAGAGAAGCGAGUUGUGCGUAACUGGACUGGAGACAGAGUUUCUCCAUUUUGAUUAGAGCUGCGAGGAGAGCAUCUCUGAUCGGGAGAGUGGCCUGGAACAUCAACAAUUAUAUAUCUUUCAAAGCAUUAAGUGGACAUGACGACCGAGACCCCUCAACAGCAGCUGGAUCCUCUUCCUCUGAGAUCCAGCCCGGUGUCCGGCGCUCUGCAUCCCGCAAUGCUGAACACACAAGCCGCUACAGAAAGCUCGUCCACCGCCGCCAAAGGAAAGAAGACAAACUCCGGAUUACGUCGACCGGAAAAGCCCCCUUAUUCGUACAUUGCUCUCAUCGUGAUGGCGAUACAAAGCUCCCCCACGAAACGACUGACACUCAGCGAAAUAUAUCAGUUCCUCCAGGCCCGGUUCCCUUUCUUCAGGGGCUCAUAUCAGGGAUGGAAAAACUCAGUCCGGCAUAAUCUUUCACUCAAUGAGUGUUUCAUCAAGUUGCCCAAAGGACUGGGUAGACCAGGGAAAGGCCACUACUGGACAAUUGAUCCCGGCAGCGAGUUCAUGUUCGAAGAGGGCUCAUUUCGGCGCAGACCGAGAGGCUUCAGAAGAAAAUGCCAAGCCCUUAAACCCAUGUACCGAAUGAUGAACGGCAUUGGAUUUAGCACCUCCAUUCUGCCGCAAAGUUUUGACUUCCAAGCUCCAUCCGCAACACUCGCCUGCCACAGCAACAGCUACAAUUUGGAUAUGAUGAGCAAUUCAAUGACCGGAGGCUACGAAGGGCUAAGCGGGGGCCAUCAUGUACCCCACAUGUCACCGAGCCCCGGAUCCACUUACAUGGCGACUUGUCCGGUUCCGUCGAACGGGGAGUACGGACCGGAUAGAAGCAGCAGUCCUAUACCGUCGUCUCCUGCCACUGCUAGCGCCUUGGACGGCCACUCCCCGUACGCAAGUACAUCCGCACACUGGACCAACUCGGGCGGGUCUCCGUACAUCAAACAGCAGCCUUUAACCUCCGGCAGCCCCGCAUCAUCUUCUCUCUACCCCGGCAUGUCACCUUACUCCCUGGAGCAGACUUACAUUCACCAAAACGGCAGAGAGAGCCACGACAUGGAAGUGGGGAUUCCACGUUAUCAGAGCCACUGUGACAGGAAAGAAUUUGUGUUCAACUUGAACGGCAUCUCGUCCUUCCACCCCACGGCUGGCAGCUCCUAUUAUCACCACCACCACCAUCAUCAUCAUCAUCCUCAGAGUGUGUGUCAGGACAUCAAGCCGUGUGUCAUGUGAGCGCUGUGUUCUGUCAUUAGUCUGGAUGCAAAAGACAGACUCUGCAGUCAAACUGCACGUCAGCCUUGAAACAAAGGACUAUUUUCAGAUGUGUUGUGUUGGAGAAUGAAUACCACGAUGACUACUUUCACAUGUUGCCUCUUUGUGGACCUGACCAAAUGUGCAUUAAAAGGAAAACCAAUGAAGAAACCACAGUGGCCUUAAAUACACACCUUGUCUACAACAGUGACAAGCAUUUCCUUCUUGAAAAGAAGCUCAGAAAACAUACAUUUUUAACCUAUAAGACGUCAAAAGUUCCCAUUUCUGCCUAAAAGGGAAAUGAUGGGCUCACCUGUGACUGUAAUAAAGACAAUGAAUGCCAUAGACCAAGUGGAGCCCAUAGAACAUAUUUCUGAUGGUGCUUUUUUUGUCUAAAAUACUAAUUAAUGUCAAAGAUCUGUGAUGUACAUUCCUGUACUGUGUUCAUGGUAAAUUGUACAAAUGUAAGGACAUAUAUCAACCAAAAAUAACUCCUAUAUUGCAAAUGCUCCUUUACUGUUUACCUGACACACUUCCAUUUUGGGGGUUUAAGGCCCAUUUUAGGACAUUGUGUUAUGGGUUCUUAUUGGUUAUUGAGUGUUUCCUCUUUUAACAAAUUAUGGUUAUGUUUAUAUGUUUUGUGAUUACACGCGGCGCUUUAUUAUGAACCGCAACAAACAUUGCACUUAUUCUACAGCGAUGCCUUUUGUAACA
Doryrhamphus excisus (bluestripe pipefish) is the source of this 2852-nucleotide messenger RNA. Its product is annotated as forkhead box protein F2. NCBI's taxonomy places the organism in Eukaryota, Metazoa, Chordata, Actinopteri, Syngnathiformes, Syngnathidae. Gene Ontology annotation, molecular function: DNA-binding transcription factor activity, RNA polymerase II-specific; RNA polymerase II cis-regulatory region sequence-specific DNA binding. The record is from RefSeq and is a predicted model, not a curated record. Gene Ontology annotation, biological process: animal organ morphogenesis; regulation of transcription by RNA polymerase II. Gene Ontology annotation, cellular component: nucleus.